Mercenaria mercenaria is the source of this 2304-nucleotide messenger RNA. RefSeq lists its product as uncharacterized. The record is from RefSeq and is a predicted model, not a curated record. The coding region runs from base 1 to 2304 and encodes 767 amino acids. Gene Ontology annotation, molecular function: protein binding. NCBI's taxonomy places the organism in Eukaryota, Metazoa, Mollusca, Bivalvia, Venerida, Veneridae. The transcript is spliced from 3 exons.
AUGUCUGAUCUGUCUCUGUUGCGGAAAAAAAUUGAAAAUGAGAAGAAACGAUUUGUUGAAACAAAAGCAUACAAAGCAGCAAAAGAAAAACUUUUAAAGAAUAAUCUAGUCAUCUUGAAGGGAAAUGCUGGUGAAGGUAAGACAACUAUGGCAAAAAUGCUUUUAUUCGACAUGGAAAAUAGUGAAAGAGUAUGGAACGUGAGCUCAUACAACGACUGGAGUGGCAUUGACCUUAAAGAUCAUGAUGUGAUUAUAAUUGAUGAUAUAUUUGGAGCCUGUGUAAUUGAUUUAGAUAAAUGUAACAACUGGAGAAACACGUUUUCCGAAAUAUCAUCUAUGGUAGGAAAAAAGAAAAUUAAAGUCAUUAUCACAUGUCGCAGUCACAUAAUGAAUGAAGCAAUAGAUAAGGCUUUUCAUCCUGUGCUUGCGGAAAGAAAGAAUGUGCAAACCCUCGAACUGGACAAAAAGGAAAUGGAACAAAUUCUUCGAAAGCACUUAGAAGCAACGGGAAAAGAAAAUGAAGUUGACAUUAAUGAAUGCUUGAUACAAGCCAAUUUGAAACAAUCUGAACGUAUUUUGCCUAUUGGUUUUCCUGAGAUAAUAGCAGAUGUUGUCGGCAUUGUAUCGUUUGAAAUAAAUUCGACGGCAGUUUUUGAAUGCUGCGAUUUCGAAUUCGCUAUGAAGUAUAUAACAAUUGAAAGGCAAGCCAUUGAGAACGUAUGCGUUGUUGAACAAUACCAAUUCGAUCAGCUCAGUCUACGCUUGACUGAAUUCAUGAACUUAGAAAACGGAAGAAUUGAUGGUCCCCCUCUCGAUCACAAUGCCUUUACAAAUUCAGAGUUUUGUACAACAUUUAUAAAUGAGUCGAUGGCGAAUAACGAUAUUCUUUCAGCAUCAGUAGUCGUAGAAGAUGGAACAACACCUAAAGAUAUAUUUUUAGAAAACGGUGUAAAUGUUGAUUUAACUGAAUUUCGAAUGGCAUCGUACAGCAUUUGGAAAAAAGAAGGUAGAAGUGCUCUAGCUAAUGAAUGGUUUCGUGCUUUUGCGGGUGCUGAUCAAUAUAACGCGAAUACCAUGGACUGCACCGAAGACAUUUUUGGACAGAAUAAGAGAGCAUCAAGGCGAAUUGUAUUAGAUACAAAUGACCGAAACCACGAGUCUGAAUUAACUGCCGGUUUCGAUGCGUGUGAAAAUGUUGAACAUGCUCCAGACGAAGACAGUAUCAAAACAGAGCUAUAUUUAGCCGUGAUGUUUGCAAUAAAAUUUGGCAACAUCAGUCUGUUAAAGGCCCUUUUUAUGUACGGUGCCAAAGUUGCAGAUGACAUGAUUACUCUUGCCUGGUUGCAAAUAAGUAAACCCAAUACACGAGUAUCAAAUGGCAUUCUGCAACACUUAUGCACUGAGUGUGAACACGGAAAUUUCGAAGAACCAGGUACUAGUUUAACAAGGUUGAACGAGCAGUUAAAAUCCCUUAUAAAAAGUGGAUCUGAGUUUGAAGUAGUUACGCUGUUAAAGUGUAACAUCAGAUAUGGGUAUCUGGUUGAAAAUGAUCAAUAUACGGCUUUGCAUUUUGCAUGCAAACUAGGAAAAACUGAAAUUGUGCUGAGCAUUCUAAGACAGUUUGCAAAGCUCGAUACUGCAGACAAAAAGGGAUAUUUCCCAAUACAUUACGCCACUCGCAAUGGGCACAUUGAAACUGUGAAGGCUAUAUUAAACAAUGACAUACAACAAGCGGAUAGAACUUUAGAUGCCGAUACAAAAUGGCUCAAUGGGGCUACGUUGCUCCAUAUUGCCGUCGAUAAGGAACAUAUAGAAAUGAUCAAGUAUUUGACAGAUAAAAGAAAAUUUUCGGUGGACAAUUUAGAAAGAACCCCGUUAAUGUUUGCUUUGAAACAUAAAAAGUUCAAAAGCAUACAUUGUCUCCUAGAAUGUGAAAACAUCGAUAAGAAAACACCGGAUAAAGAUGGUUAUCAUCCAUUACAUAUUGCGAUCAUGCAGUCAAAAGCCUUUGAAGAAGACGAGUACAAGGGCCAAAACGUGGACAGUGUAGAGCCUCAUUUACAUUCUUCAGUAAACUUCUUCAACAGCAACCGAACCACGUCACUUCAUAAACACUGCAGUGUCUGCUGGCUAGAAAUAGUUGAUAAACUUCUACAAAAUGACAAUGUCGAAUUAGAUGAUGUAAACGCGUCAGGUGUGACGCCUUUGCAACUCGCUUCUGCGAACAGGCAAGAUAGCAUUGUAAUACUCCUACAAAAUGAAAUUUGUUUCAGAUACUAUACAAGACAUUGGCAGAAAGAAUAA